UCUCGCAUUUGUUGUUUACUUUGAAAAGUUAUUCCUCGUGAUUACAAUCGAAUUGGAGGCUGCAAGAACAAUGCGGAAGUCAUAAAAUAUAUUGAGAAAGAAAGAAGCAACAACGAAUUAGAAUAGCAGGCAAGACUCUAGGCUGAUGCCAUGUUUGGUUUUUCGUUUGUUGUGUUUUUUUGAAGAAUAUGAAGAUCUGCAGCGUCCAGGUAGAAUAUGUGGUGGUUUUUGUUUUUAUCGUUAAUGCUGUCGGAAAGUAUUCGUGUUUUCGAGUAGAGAGGCUUUCGACAAGAGCUGGAGAUGUUUUCGAGAAGAACACUCCGAUAAUGGUAGAUGGCAGUACAAUGACAAUAAGUGACUGUAAUGUUGGAGGCGAGGGGAACGGGUACUGGAAAAACAGCACUCAUUGUCAAUGUAGCUACGAUGAAACUUUCGUCAUAGAUUGGGACCAAAGGAAAGCUAAGUGCAUGGAGGAAUAUGGAGAAGACAGAAAGGACAUGGGAUGUAAGUUCCAUUUCAGUAGAAUUAAUUAUGUUAAAAAUUUGAAUCCAACAAGUGCCAGUCGAGACAUAGGCUCAGUAUUGUAUGAUGGAGACCUUUGCAGCUCAUUCUCACUCCUGAAGGCAGAAGUAUGGAACAUAAAAUGGGAGGUGAUCCCUGAUGUUUUUGUGAUCAGCAGCGAUGGCAAUCUUAAGUGGUCAUCAGGCAAUCCAACCAUCGUAGCAAGGCGAUAUGCUGGGACACUAAUCAAACUUGAUCUGCAAGCAUACAGACGAGGAAAAAAGAAAGAAAGCUGUUUGUUGUUAAAAAUGACAGGCACCAGAUACUACCCAUUGACUUUUCCUGUGGAACAAAGCUCCCAAGGGCUGGUUUCCACUACAACGCUUCAAAGUAGUCAUUAUAGAUUGUCUUCUUCUGAAUCAAUACCACACUCAAGAAAUUUUCAGCUGACAAAGACAUUAUCAGUUACGGAUACCCCAAAGCUAAGCUCUAUAAUUUCACAAUCGUCAGGAGCAUCAGCAACUACUUCAGCAAUCGAAAGAAGAUCAACGCAAACAGUAAUGACGACACCAAUGUCACUGACAGGUGUCUCCCAAGUGAAAGUGACAAUGUCGUCAUCAGUGCACAGGAUGACAACAAGAAGUGUCUCUCAGCCAUCUGUUAACCCAAAGACUCAGUCAAGUAGCACAGAAGCGCCAACCUCAGCACUAAGAACCCCAACCUCAGUUCUGUCGACAAAUAGCAUACUCAGAUCUUAUUCAUCUAAAUUUUUGCCCAUAUCCUCCAAGAUUUCACCAAGCUUAGCUGUAAUGCAAAGCCCAAGCUCCUUUGCAAAGUCACUUGAAACAUCUUUCCUUAAACUUCAAACUGAUACUUCUUACGGAGAGCAAAACACAGUUCAUACCACAAAGGUGCCAGUGCAUUCGAUGUUCUUGUCUUCUGUAGGCAUCCAAAUUCCUGGCGUAGGAGCUGCGGCCCAGAAGCGGUCCAACAAGGAGACAGUGAUGAUUGGUGCAACGAUUUCUGCUGCAAUUGUUUUUGUGUUUGCUAGCAUUGCAGUUUUUAUUUUGUAUAGGAAGAAACAUUUACCAAAAGGUAAAAACAGAAAAAGAAAGGAGACAUUAAAACUUGGAUUGACAAGCAAUUCGUUUACGAAUCACUCGACAAAUGAUGGCAGCAUCGACGGAGGAUCACUCAAGAAAAAUAUAGGUAACCCAUUGUAUCAAGAUCAUUUACGUUUGCGGACCGAAUCGGCUAAUGACAGACCCCCUGCCGCCGUAUACGAAGACGAAUAUUUAGUGCCGUCAGAGCCAGUUUACAGAGAAAUUAUUGAGGAUGGGCCAAUAUACUCAGAAACUGGUGGAAUUUACCAACCAAUUGAUGAGAACAAUGUCGGAUUGUCUGAGAGUUAUCAACCUCUAGACUCAGCAACUUUGACUCGACAAAAUGCACCAGGUUGCACCACAGCACACCAAGCCCCGAUUUAUCACUGCCUUGAGGAAGGUUAUGCUCCUCCGAAAGAUGCAGCGCAGCCACCAAUCUACCUCACCCUUGAGCAAGAGUCUCGCCAGAAACCAUUGUUAAGCGAACCAGUGUAUCAAGAGCUUGAAUGUGGCCAUGGUUCUGUCAAUGUCGUUUAUGAAGAAGAACAGGUUUAAUUGGUCUGUUGUACCGAAUCAAUUAUUAAUGGGGUUUAUGAGUCAUUCUCUUGCUUUUAUGACAAUCGAUUUAAGUACAACAUACGGAAGAGAAUUUUCUAUCAACUUUUAUGGGGAAUUUAUAAAGCUUUGGUUUUUUCAUGUAUUUAAUUUAACAUUUAAGAAUAAAUACCGGAAGUUGUUUUGGUCAGGAGCCCAGGGUGCAUUCCAUGUAGUUUACGCCGGAGAUCUCCGGCGUGGACUUAGCUUUUUCCUCGGCGUAGCGGCGUGAAAUUUGCUAUUUGCGAGCCUUGGCGCAUUGGCGUACGUGAUAAUUUUUCGCGAUCGGCGUAGCAAAAACGGUACUUGUACAGAAUACGUGGGCAGCCUGAUUAUAUUGAUAUGGACAGUAAAAGCAAUGCAAACUAUAUAUUAAUCGAAAGCUUUUAUGUUUUACACUUGGCGUAGCAACUAGAAUAGGUUGAAAUUUCUCUGGCGUGGGUCUAACAUGGAAUGCACCCUGGUCAGGAGCGGGUCAGGAGGCGAUUGUUAAAGAACUGGUCUUUAAAAAGGACAUUUCAACCGAAGGAUGUAUACCAAAGGACGUCCAUUAAAGUUCCCAUGAACGCUAAGAAAAAAUCUUUCAAUUGGCACAAAUACCCUUCUCCCUCUUCUGAGCCUGAUGGUUCCUCAAUGUAAAUUGUUUGUCAGAUCCGUUUAAUCCAAAGUAAAUCUACAUGACUUUUUUAUUAUUAUACGUUUUUGUACAUGAGUAUUUUUAUUUGUUGAUUCUUUUUUUGGUAAAAAAGAAAUAUUUGCAGCAUUAUAAACAAUCGACGUUGAAUUUUGUAAAUUGUGUCAAAUGGAUCCUUAAUAUUAUUCGACUUUGUAAUUCAAUUGAUACGGAUAUCAACGAAAA
Rhopilema esculentum is the source of this 3057-nucleotide messenger RNA. RefSeq lists its product as uncharacterized. NCBI's taxonomy places the organism in Eukaryota, Metazoa, Cnidaria, Scyphozoa, Rhizostomeae, Rhizostomatidae. The record is from RefSeq and is a predicted model, not a curated record.